Saxophila tyrrhenica is the source of this 1407-nucleotide messenger RNA. RefSeq lists its product as uncharacterized. The record is from RefSeq and is a predicted model, not a curated record. Bases 1 to 1407 code for a protein of 468 amino acids. NCBI's taxonomy places the organism in Eukaryota, Fungi, Ascomycota, Dothideomycetes, Mycosphaerellales, Extremaceae. Gene Ontology annotation, molecular function: protein binding. The transcript has 3 exons.
AUGGACAGACUACCGGAGGAGAUUCUACUCCAUAUCUUUGGCUUCCUGGACUCAACGCCACCCUCGGAGCUAAAGGCACGACAAGAGCCCACUCUGCACCUCACAAGCUCUCCAGAGGCUCCUUUGAAGAGAGCCUGCUGCGUGUCGAAACUCUGGCGCAGGGUCGGUCUGCCGCUGCUCUUCUCGUGCACGCGGUUGCAGCUCGAGUGCGAUGUCCCACCUGGCGCGACCGGCUCGUGCUGGGUGUGCGGAUUGCCAGCCAACGAAGAGGGUCUGGAGUCUGAAGACGUCGAGAAACUUCACCGCGAGCUGGCCAAAACCGCUUGUGGGCCUCUCGUGAAAUGCGAGGAUCCCAUCGUUGAGUACCAAGUGCCAUACCGUCUGAUCACCUACAAGGAGUUGCACAAAACCAUAUCGCCAGAGCAGAUGAUGGCUAUAUGUGCGCUUAUGUUCUAUCAUCAGCUACUGGAUAUGCUUGCUUUCCUCGAGCGGGCAAACCUUGCGAAGGAGGUACAAAGUUUCGUGUUGCUACGAGGCAAGAUGCCAUCAGAGCAAAUGGACAGACUCUUCACUCAACUCAAAUCAGGGUGGCGCCAUCUCGGUGCAGCAAUGUUCUGGCGACAACUGUUCUCUGUGAUGGACCCAAACAGAGUCGCUAUAGUUGCGCCGCCGCGGGAUCUUGGUUUCUGGACCAAGACCGUGGUGAGCGCUCUACAUGAGUGGGCAUUCCCAGACAUGCACUUCCACUCGUUGGAGCUUCGAAGAGACACUGCCCGAAUUUCGUCUGUCGCCUCACAGUUGCCGCAAGACAACUCCGCGGGAUCAUCUCGUGCAGUAUUUCCCGCCGAUAUUGCCAAAGGCAUACUCACGAUCAAACCGUGGACACACCUCGCUUUGAACGAAGGCUCGUUCUUAAAGGCCUACGGAACCUACGAGUAUUUUGAACGGGGCCCGCCAACACUCAUCUAUUCCAUCACGGACCUGUUCGCACACCAUGCAGUCGUGUUGGGUUCAGUGCGUUCCUUCACGUACACUGGAAUAUUCCCAUUUGCCAACCACGCGAGAUUUACCAGGAUCUUGCCGCAUGUCGAAGAGCUCGACUGCCGCUUCGCUCCCGACCCAGACUCCGGCAUCUUGGACGACAAGGAUCGGGUUGGGAAAGCUGAAUUGCAGGACUGCUGGCAAGAGCUGUUUACAGCACAUCACGAGCUCUGCUCGUUACUGCAGACCGGUCGCCUGGAGUACCCCCGUUUGAAGAAGUUCGUCUGUGGAGAUGCACGCAUUACUGGCAUCCAGGCAGAGCUGGAGCAUCUGUUCACGCCCUUGUGUCUGCCGGAAUGGGCAGAGAUGGAGCCUGGUGUGUUCCACAGACUUAUCAGUCCUCCCAGUCUGAGCCCUGAACAGUGA